This is a messenger RNA of Paramecium sonneborni, 1184 nucleotides long. The record is from the annotation of a GenBank genome assembly. Lineage: Eukaryota; Ciliophora; Oligohymenophorea; Peniculida; Parameciidae.
AAUGGAUUUCAGCUAUCUUAAACCACCAAAAUAAGUGAUGCAAAUAAAACAUGCAGGUAUAAUAUUGUUUAAGCUAGAUGAAUAUAUUAAAUACGUAGUGGAAGGGAAAUUAAAAAGAAAUGUGUUUUAUAAUGUUGAAUUUGAAGAAAUUGAAGAAGAAUUGAUAUAAAAGUUGGAGGAUUUAAUAAGGUAGAGAAAAGUUUAAUUACCAUAAUAAUGGGAUAAAUAAACUACAUUAAAGUUCUGUUAUUCUGGGAAUUUUGAUAUUGAGUUAGCUUUUUAAACACUAAUAAAGUAUUUGAAAUGGAAAGAGAAUCCAGAUUAUCAGAAUUUAACUUCAGCAGGAGAGGAAAUCUUAGUAAUUUUAUUUAUUGCAUUUUGAGAAAAAAGGAGUAAUAUUUAGUUUGGGAAGAGAUAAGCAAUUCAGACCAUUAAUUUUUAUAUAGGUUUCAAAAAUAAGUACAAAUAUUGUAAUAUAUUAUUAAUAAUAACGAUAGGAAUAAUUACCACCAAUACUAAAUGCUAUGUGUGUGUUAUUGAAUUAUAUCUAAAAGUUUAUGUUGGUACCAUAUUAUGUAGAGAAAUGGAGAAUAAUUGUGGAUUUGAAUGAUAUUAGUAUAUUUAGAUUGCCACAUUAAGUAAAAAUGAAUACUUAUAGAUUUUAAGAUAAUUAAAUAAAUAAUAGAUGUAACAUAAUCGAACUACACAGCUUCAUUAGAAUAAUUGCAUUUACUAAACCCUCCUUUCUUUUUGGUAGCAGCUUGGAAGUUGGUAGAAAGUAAGAAAUAAUUAAUUAAUAAUUCUAAAGAAUUGAUGCAUCCAGAAACGGCAAAAAAGAUUCAAUUUUGUAAGGAUCCAAGUUUUCUUUAAGAGUAUAUAAAUGAGGAUUAAUUGAUGUUAAGAUACAAAGGAACAUUACCAAAUAUAGCUUGUUUAUGGUAACCAAUUCUUUAAAUGACAGGCCAAUAAUAAAUACUUAUAGAGGAAUGGGAGAAAGUAUUCAUAGGAAUAUGAUUGAGAGUGGAAUUAAACAAAUGGGUGAAAGUGUAUAGAAGAAUCACAUGGCAGAAAGUGCAUAUUUGAGCAUGUUUGAAUCUUAAUACUAUACUAUAUUAACUUAGAAAGAAAUAGAAUUAAGUAAGCCCUAAGUAAAAGGUUAAUGUUGUGCAUGCAACAUAAUGUGA